Molecule: messenger RNA, 1283 nt
Organism: Aedes aegypti (yellow fever mosquito)
Lineage: Eukaryota; Metazoa; Arthropoda; Insecta; Diptera; Culicidae
Product: sorbitol dehydrogenase
Exons: 2
Coding region: 85-1173 (362 amino acids)
Biological process (GO): D-sorbitol catabolic process
Molecular function (GO): L-iditol 2-dehydrogenase (NAD+) activity; zinc ion binding
Source: RefSeq, a predicted model, not a curated record
CGGCCAUUAAGUCCGGGGGAGGCAUCAUUCUGGCUCGAUCACACUUCAAGAGAAGAAGUAUUUUUGCGAAGACUUUUGGUAACAAUGGCAAAACGGUCAAACAUUGGCGCGGUGAUUCACGGUGUCGACGAUAUGCGAAUGGAGCAAGUCCCGAUUCCAACGCCGCGUGACAACGAAGUCCUGCUGGAGAUCGAUUGCGUCGGGAUAUGUGGAUCGGAUGUGCACGUACUUUCCCACGGUGGAUUCGGCGAGUACGUCCUGAAGAAGCCCAUGGUUAUUGGGCACGAGUCGUCCGGUGUGGUGAUCGGUGUCGGUAAGGGCGUGAAGCGUCUCAAAGUAGGUGAUCGCGUCGCACUCGAGCCUGCCAUAGGCUGUAAGGUGUGCAAGCUGUGUAAGGCCGGUCGGUACAACCUCUGCCCGGAUGGCAUCUACAGCGCAACUCCACCAAUCCACGGAUCUCUUCAAAACUAUUACACCCACCCGGAGGAUUGCUGCUUCAAGUUACCCCCGAACGUGACGAUGGAGGAAGGCUCGCUUUUGGAACCGCUUGCCGUCGGAGUUCACAGCUGUCGCAUAGCGAAUGUCCAACUGGGCUCAAGUGUUCUAGUUCUGGGCGCUGGGCCAAUCGGCAUGGUCUCCAUCUUGGUAGCAAAAGCAAUGGGGGCCGCGAAAGUUUGCGUGAUCGACCUGGUUCAAAGUAAGCUGGAUAUUGCCAAGGAGAUUGGAGCGGACUUCACGUUGCAGAUUCAGAAGGGCGACAAAGAAGAUAACAUUGUCAAGAAGAUUCAUGGUCUCAUGGGAUGCGCCCCGGAUAUCGCCAUCGAAUGCACCGGUGCGGAGCCCUGUGUUCGUCUGGCAAUUUUGGCCACGGAACUCGGAGGCGUCGUUACGAUGGUGGGCAUCGGAAACACCAACAUGAACCUACCGAUAACGAUCGCGCUGGUGCGAGAGGUAGAAAUCCGAUCCGGAUUCCGGUAUGCCAACGCUUACCCGGCUGCUCUGGCCAUGGUCGCAAACGGAACGAUUGACGCAACACGACUUAUCACACAUCACUUCAACCUGGAGGAUUCGGUAGAGGCGUUCAAAACGGCUCGCUACGGCCUGGGGGAUGCGAUCAAGGUCAUGAUCCACUGUCAACCUCGUAACAAAAAUAACCCGGUGAAAAAGCUAUGAUCCACGAAAUUCCGAUUCCUGUAUUAUGUAGAAGCCCGUGGAAGCUAUAAUUGAUAAGAGAGGUAAUAAAGUGAUUGCGUGUGUCAGGGGAUUGUCUGACUAAUGACUUA